UUAAAAGGCAAGAGUUGAUUUUAUGCCAAAGGGUGUGUUGUAUACGCACACAAACACAUAUACAUACAUACAUAUGUAUGUACAGAUAUGCGUUGCUGCUGUUGUUGCUGUUGCGGCAAAUUUACAAAUAAAGAGCAAACAAAGUGAAAGGCAGACAAAGCGACAACGGCCUUUACAAAACUUAGUGCAAUGAAGCAGAAGCUGUUAUUAUUGUUACACACAUAUAUGGUUAUUAUUGUUGUUGUUAUUGUGGCUACUGCUACUGUUGUUGUCAAAACGGGGUCAAAAGUUCGUAUGCAGUUGUAAGCAACCCACGCGCUCGUCCGCUACGCUGCUAAUUCAACCCAUACACGCUAACAAACAACACUCAAGUGUUUAAAGUGCAUGGUGUAUGGUGUAUAUAUAUAUAUAUAUGAGUGUGUGUGUGUGUGUGUGUGUGUAGACACUUGCCGCUGGCUGUUCUGAAGACGCCGGUCCGUCGGUCUACCGUAGCAGACAAAAGUCAGACAAGUGCCAACAAGCCUACAACAAACUAGGCCAAUUCGCGAGAAACAAACAUAAAACAUAAAACCCAACCAUAUAUACAUACAUUUACAUACAUACAUAUGUACAAGUAUCUGGAUCUGUGUCUGUGUCAGUGUCCAUGCAUAUGUAUGCAUUCUAUACGUUCCAGUGCCCAGCUAUUUUGUGUUGUCUUGGACUGGGCAUAGCUGACAACCUCCUUAGGGCCGCGUUAUAUCAGACAUCGAGCCGCCUUCAAAGCACUUGGAGUGCGUUCUGCGCAUAAAACAGCAUCGGCAAUAGGAUCGAGGGGAACUCGAAACGGCAAGCAUUGCUUCUGGCCAAAUUUGUGCACAAUAAAAGCAACAACAACAACAACUAUAACAAUAACAUUGGAUAGCAAGGACAGCAGCAGAAAUAGCCAGUGUGGAAAGGAGAGGAGCAAAACAGUUGCCUUUGUCUGGCAAUUGGCCAAGUUAAUAGAGCUGAUAAUGACGUUGCUGCAGUUGCUGCUUAUGAUGUUGAUGAUGACGUUACUGACUUGGUUAUUGCUGCCAGCAUCUGCCGUUUCGGCAACGCUAACAUAGCCAGCCAGCAUCAAAAACAAAAGCAUCAAAUAAAACAACGCCCACCAGUGAGACGGUCCCGAGCCACCACUUGCCAAUCUCCAGUCUUCAGUAUACGCGCCGCUUGCCGGCUUACUGCAUUUCCGGUUGUUGUUCCUGUUGCGCGCCCGUCCGACGCCAUCGCCGCCAUCCCCACCAUGUUGCAAUGCCAGCCGCGACGCCAUAUGGCGCACAGCAUUUGCCUUGCGUGGCUGCUCCUCGUCGUGAUUGUCAUGAGCGAUAUGACAAAUGGUGGCGUACAAGGACCCAUUGAGGGCUAUAACUCGUUAGACGAAAUGACAACGACAUCGACCAGCAUGCCCACCAUGCCCACCGCCGCCUACACGCAUCCAAAAUGGAUGGAGCCAUACUUUGAUCCCUCCACGCCUCGCAAUGUGACCGCGCUCAUGGGCAAGUCAGCCUAUCUCAGCUGUCGCGUUCGCAAUUUGGGCAACAAAACGGUCUCUUGGAUACGCCAUCGUGAUAUACAUAUACUCACCGUUGGCUCCUACACAUAUACGUCCGAUCAGCGCUUUCAGGCAACACAUCAUCAGGACACCGAUGACUGGACGCUGCAGAUAAAGUGGGCGCAGAAACGCGAUGCGGGCAUGUACGAGUGUCAGAUAUCGACACAGCCGGUGCGCAGUUAUUUUGUGCGUUUGAAUGUUGUCGUGCCAACGGCUUCCAUACUUGGAGGACCUGACCUUCACGUUGAUAAAGGCAGCACCAUAAAUCUCACUUGCACUGUGAAGUUCAGCCCCGAACCGCCGGCCUACAUCUUCUGGUAUCACCACGAGGAGGUCAUUAAUUAUGAUUCAUCAAGAGGCGGCGUGUCGGUAAUUACCGAAAAGGGCGAUGUGACAACAUCGUUCCUACUCAUACAGAAUGCAGAUUUGGCCGAUUCCGGCAAAUAUUCGUGCGCACCCUCCAAUGCAGAUGUUGCCAGCGUGCGUGUGCAUGUCCUAAAUGGUGAACAUCCGGAGGCAAUGCAAACUGGCUCAUCCGGUUGUCAGUACAAUUGGCUGACAAUUGUCAUGCUCGUCGGUUUGGUUUUCUGCUAUAGCCAACAACAACAGUGCGACAUAUUUGCAACCCAAACAGCCACAGCCACAGCAACAACAACGACAACAACGACAACAAAUGCAAAAGCAACAGCGACAGCGACAGCCAGCACGUGUAGCAGCAGGGGCGCCACAACAACAACAACAACGAUAACAGAAUGUGUCGCCCAAAUCCACGCCUCUGACGUCACAGUGUCAAGUGUGGUUAACAGCUGUCGCCGUUACCAAAAUGUGGCAGCCAACAACAAGAACACGAAGCGCCGCUGUCUCAGAUGAUCAGCGACAGUCGUGGGCGACAUUGGAGGGAAGGUCAGCAAAGAUGGCCAUUAACUAGCGUAAAUUACAGAGGCACAUGAAAUGUGUGUAGGUAUGUAUGUGAGAUAGUGAGUGUAUGUGUGAGUGUAUGCGUGAGUGUAUGGUGUGCAUUCGAAGUCGUUAAUAAUUAAUAAUUGUAAUCGAAUACGGCAAGUUUUAAACUAGCAUUUUGUUGUAAGUGAUACUGAAAGUCUCAGCUCGCUUCCAAUUAGGCCUGCCGUUCCAAAUACGUACAUACAUUAAUGUUAAUCAACUACAUUAAUGAUAAUCAACUAAGCAUUAACGAUAUAAAUACAUAUGCAGUGAAAUCUAGUUAGGGGACAAGCCUGGACCAUAAUGAAUUGGGGACCCUAACCGAUUGAGAAAGUAUUACAUUUCCCUUCAUUUGAUUAACUCUCAAAGUCGUAUACCAUUUUCUAUUAAAUUUCAGAUACGAAAUAGUGCACUAUUAAAUAAUACAUAUACUGAAAUGUCUAUAUAUGAUAGGAAUGGUGACACAAAUCGCGUUAUUCAAUUUAUUUUCCAUUUUUACGGCCUAAUCUUUCAC
This is a messenger RNA of Scaptodrosophila lebanonensis, 3029 nucleotides long. It is a transcript of the gene dpr6, whose product is annotated as junctional adhesion molecule A. The coding region runs from base 1265 to 2443 and encodes 392 amino acids. Gene Ontology annotation, biological process: synapse organization. NCBI's taxonomy places the organism in Eukaryota, Metazoa, Arthropoda, Insecta, Diptera, Drosophilidae. The record is from RefSeq and is a predicted model, not a curated record. The transcript has 7 exons. Gene Ontology annotation, cellular component: neuron projection membrane.